Messenger RNA from Sphaeramia orbicularis (orbiculate cardinalfish), 2616 nucleotides. Its product is annotated as synembryn-A. Gene Ontology annotation, cellular component: plasma membrane; cytoplasm. Gene Ontology annotation, biological process: G protein-coupled receptor signaling pathway. Lineage: Eukaryota; Metazoa; Chordata; Actinopteri; Kurtiformes; Apogonidae. Gene Ontology annotation, molecular function: G-protein alpha-subunit binding; guanyl-nucleotide exchange factor activity. The transcript has 14 exons. The coding region runs from base 245 to 2320 and encodes 691 amino acids. The record is from RefSeq and is a predicted model, not a curated record.
AGCUCCUGCUUCUCUCUUGGAUUAGUGGCAGAGAGAGACACGUACUGGAGAGUGAAUGAGAGUGGAUGGAAAGCUUGUGAAUUUAGCAAACGGUACAGUGUGUAAGUUGUGUGGCUAGAAAACACCAGGCAGCGAGUUGAGGUGGAGUUGGAGCCGUGACAGCACUUUUAUGUUGGCAGAUUUAAGGUGACUGGCACACCUACAGUUUAUCACCUGGCUGAUAAAGUGAAUUUCAAAAGGCAGCAUGGAUGUGGACGUGGAAGGGAUUAUCCAUUGCAUCAGGCAGGGGGAUGAGAAUGGUGUUCAGAUGCAGUUGCAGGAGUUCAAUAAAGAGUAUGCGCAGUGUUUCUUCUUUGAUGCAGAGGAGAGAGACCGGAGGAAACAAAGGAAACUAGAAGAGUUCAGGAAGAAUAAAGUGAGGGAGUAUGACUCAGACUCUGACUGUGAAGAGUAUAACCUAGAGGACCGUGGCCUCCUCCUCAGACAGAAUUUGGCCAUUGUCCUUGUGAGGUUCAUAAGAACAGGAGUUAAGUGUCGUCUGCUGAGAGUAUGCCUGCGCUCCCUGAGGAUCCUCUCCAGGGACAAAAGGAUCCUGGGUCCCCUGGUGACUGACAAUGCUCUCCUGACUUUGGCCAAACUAGCUGGUUUGACCACAAGCGAUGCCACUGACGAAACCACUGACCCUGAUACUGAUUUCUAUGACAACAUCCUUGCGUCCCUCGCUGAGGCCAAAGCACAGCAAAGUCACGACGACGAGGAUGAUGGUGACUUGGAGGCUGGUGACCAAAAUGAAGCCUUUGACGAGGAUGCCAAGAGUGACAUUAGCAACGCCAACAGUGGAGAUGUGGACAGCCUCAGCUGGUUCGGGAGCCACAGAACCAGCAUCAAUGAAAUGCACAGGGGCAGCAUCCAUCAAAAGGUGCUGGAGAGAGGAAGAAGAGACCGUAGAGAGAGCAAGAUAGAGGGGGAUGAAGAGGAGGAGGAGGAAGGAGAGUCAGGAGAGGAGGCGCAGAGAAAAGAGGCCAUGAAGGUGUUGUGUAAUGUGGUGUACAACAGCACAUGGGCACAGGAACGGUUCAGUGCUCUCAGCCUCAUGAAUGGCCUCACAGAGGUCCUUUCCAACAGCAUUAACUGCUCAUCUCCCUCCAGUGUUCAAUUCUAUGAACUACGCCUCAUGUUUCUUAUUACUGCACUACGACCAGAGCUCAGCACUCAGCUUCAACAGGCGGGAGGGGUGUCAAUCUUCACAGCAGCUUUGGAGAGUUGCCUGGAGGUUCAGUGGAAGGACCAAAACGAGUGUAUUCUGGAUCCAAAGGCCCCACCCAUUUCUCUGGAAGCUUCUCAGCGUGUUGUAGAGAUCCUGAAGAUCCUUUUCAACAUCACCUACAGCACCCACAGGCAGGAGCCAAGUGAGGCUGAUGCUGCUCUGUACCGACACCUGGUGGCAAUGCUUCGUCUCUGCCUGAUGAGGAAGUGUCUGCUGGCAGAUGACACAGAUGAACUUCAGGGUCACACAGUCAACCUGUUGUCGGCGCUGCCCCUCCAGUGUCUCGAUGUGCUGCUGGUGGUGCCCCUGGAACCCGACUCGAAGCAGUGCAAUGGGGUCAACAUGGACUGUGUUCACCAUCUGCUUAUGUUCAUGGAGAAUCGUCUGGACUCGGGUGACAAGAUCAAAGAGAAGCUGACACCGGUCCUCAAUUUGCUGACAGAGAGCUGCCGGGCACACAGAGAAACACGCCAGUACAUCAGGAAAUAUAUCCUGCCUCCUCUGAGAGAUGCGUCGCAGAAGCCAGAGGAAGGUUGCACUGUGAAAAGUCGUCUGAUCCGUCUCAUGACCCACCUGGACACAGACCUCAAACACUGUGCUGCAGACCUUAUAUUUGUCCUCUGUAAAGAAAAUGUGAGGCGUUUUGUCAAGUACACAGGCUAUGGUAACGCUGCAGGCCUGUUGGCCACCAGAGGUUUGCUUGGCAGUGGGUCCAAGUCGUCCAGCUCCAGCACUCAGUACUCCAGUGACUCUGACUCAGACACAGAGGAAUACCGACAGGUCAAAGAUCGCAUCAACCCAGUGACAGGACGGGUGGAAGCAGAGCAGCCAGAUCCCAUGCAGGGCAUGUCAGAGGAGGAGAAGGAGGAGGAGGCCAAGAGGCUCAUCAUGCUUUUUAACAAGCUGUCCAGAGAUAACAUUAUCCAGGCAGUGGGAGUGGAUUCAGAGGGGAAGCUGGUCCCAAUGUCUGAAAUAAGAGACAAAUCCCUCACUGAGGAGGCAAAGUCUGAAUCAGAGAACGACGGAGAAGCAGAUGAAGCACAGAAAGACUAAAGCACAUGAAAUUCAUUGUUUAUUGAUGUUUGUAAAUACCCCCUUUCCAAAGUGUGUGCAAGCAUAUUUCUUAAAAAUACAUGGACAUAAAGAAGGGAUAUAGUUAAGUAAUAUAGAGAGUUUGUGCCAGUUACUCUGAAACAUGUGAAAAUAUAACAUUUUUACCCUUAUUUUGGAUUCAGAAUCUAACACUCAGCAGCAAACAUGGUUUUAAAAACACAAUAUUAAAUUUAUAGUGACUCCUCAGAAUAAUGUUGUCAUCUGUUAUGAACUGUUGAAAUAAAGUUUUCAUCUUA